AUGUAUAAACUAACGAUAACAGUGUGUCUGGUUGUACUUAUCGCAAAUUUCUGCAAAAUUUCAAGUGCUAACGAUGAAACUAAACAAUAUAAUCCAAUUUUAAUGGUUCAUGAGCAACUAAAAAAGCAAGUAAGUGAAAAUCAAGACAGUCUGAGCCCCUUGGGACAUGUACUCCGAAAUGAUAAAAGUCUGGAAGGACUAAAGGAUGAUGAGGUAGACUACAGAAGUCGGAGGAGCUUAAAGUCGGCUGAGAGUCAUGAAAAUAACUUUCGCACUCGCCGGUAUGUCGAAAAUAAAGCUGCCAGUCGCCAGGCAUCGUUUGAAAAUAUUAACAGCGAAGAACUACCACACCCAGGACGUUUUUACAGGAGUUUGAAAAGUGCAGAGGAGGUAUUCAGUCAUGAAGUAGGACGUAGAAGUACGAGAAGCUUGAAAUCGGCUGAGAGUCACGAAAAUCACUUCCGCACUCGCCGAUAUAUUGAAAAAGCAGCUGCAAGUCGUCAGGCCUCGUUUGAAAAUAUCAACAGCGAAGAACUACCACGCCCAGCACGUGUUAACUGA
Messenger RNA from Danaus chrysippus (African queen), 561 nucleotides. Lineage: Eukaryota; Metazoa; Arthropoda; Insecta; Lepidoptera; Nymphalidae. The record is from the annotation of a GenBank genome assembly.